AAUUUUUAGUGACACAGCCCGCCGCCAGCAAUUUGCGACUCGGACAAUGGAGCUUGUGAUCGGGUGCGUUGGGAAGCCCUCUGCGGGUAAGUCCACGUUCUUCAAUGCCGUCACGGAUGGCAAAGCGAAAGUGGGCAACUUCCCGUUUACAACCAUCGAGCCCAACGAAGGAAUCACGUACUACACGACGGAGUGUCCAUGCAAGUCGCGCGGCAAGAUCGACUUGUGCAAGCCUCGGUACGGACAAUGCGUGGGUGGAACGCGCCACAUUCCCGUGAAGCUAUUGGACGUGGCAGGAUUGAUUCCUGGUGCGUCGGAGGGUGCAGGUCUCGGGAACAAGUUCCUGGACGACCUGCGGCACGCGCACGUGUUGAUGCACAUCGUGGACGUGAGCGGCACGACCAACGAGAAGGGUGAGUCUACAAUCGGCUACAACCCGCUGAACGACGCUGACUGGCUCACUAUGGAAAUCCACAACUGGGUGUUCAACAACUUGUGGAAGCGGUGGGGUUCCAUUUCAAGGCGGCACUCCGCGACCCAAAGCACCCUUCGCGCGACGUUCCAGGGUCAGUUGAGCGGGUAUGGCGCAUCGGUGGCGACGAUUCUCGCGAUGCUCAACAGCAUGGGGGACGCGGCCAAGGAACCAUGUGUGCUCACGACAUGGGGGGAGCCAGAAGUGCAUGCUCUGGUCGAUGCGUUCCUCGCGCAGCGGUUUCCCACGAUUUUAGUGCUCAACAAAGCAGAUAUUGGCAACGACACGGACAAGAACAUCGAGCGCAUUGUCGACAAGUACGGCGGCGACCGAUGCUUUGUCGCGAGUGCUGCGUCUGAAGUGUUUCUUCGCAACAUGCACUCAAAGCGUCACAUCCAUUACGAACCCGGGGACAUGGUGUACACGACCAGCGCCGACGACGCGACGCUGGCGCCAUUGAUGCCGAAAAUGGCGGCGCGGCUCGACCAAGUGAGCGACAUGGUGCUCUUCCGCUACGGCAGCACCGGCGUUCGCGCCGCCAUCAACGCCGCCGUGGCCCUCAGCAACAUGGUGGUCGUGUACCCUGUCAAGUCACUCAAGAACUUUACCACGGUCGAAGGCGAUGUGUUUGGGCAUGCUGUGCUCGUCAGACCAGGGACGACGGUGCGCGAAGUCGCGUACGUGCUGUCGCCCGUGGUCGGCGCAAACUACCUCUACGCAGAGGGCGAAGAUGGACGGCGGCUGUCGGAAGACGAUGCCGUGUCCAUGAACCUCAUUGUGAAAUUCACCACCGUCGCGUCCAAGGAAGCGAGCGGCAGUGCACCCGCUUCGGCCGCACCAGAGGACAAGAAACCAAAGAAAAAGGUAGACCAAGACUGAUGACGAUUUUCUGGCGGUGAACAAGGGCGUGGGUGUUAUAACUCUAACACGAAGAAUAUAGACACAAAUAACAGUGCGAAACAAAUGUACACACGUUAUAUACAUGGUGGCCUCAUUGGCAAUUGGAAGGUCAGCGACAUACUAUACCACCACGAGAUCCUGCACAGGACUUCCCGCGUACGGGACGUACUUGACUUCCUUGGGAGGACACACGUCGAACUGGUGCUCGUUGUCUUUGAUCCACGCGGCGUCGGGGUUGAUGCCAGAAAAUUCGCGGAACUGCUCCAUCGUUCGCUUCGUGCCAAUGGUAAACUUGUCCAGGUCCGUCUUGUCGUAGUCGUCGGACGACGGCACCAAGCCCAACGCCGCUCGAAUGCGCCGCUGAGACUUCUUGGCGAUCACCGUCCGUGCCGCCCAGUCUUCGUCCCACAUCCCAUUGCGCUUUUCGUACCAAUGGUAGUUCAACAUGUGCGUGGGGAUGUACGUGUCGUAACCAAACGUAAACAGCCGGGCCACGCGAGAGUACUCUUCGCCGUGAAAGAGGUAGGCGGCGUACGGAUCGUUGCGGACCUCCACGGCCGACUCUGCCGACCCAAAGUUGAACCCACCAGCGAAUUGAGACAUGAGCGUCGGCUUGGCAGGAGACGGGAGGCGGACGGCGGAACUGUACUGCACCAUCGAGUCCGGCUGGUCAUUUUCGAUGCGAGCGUGGCACAUCAAGAUGACACCGGUGGGUUUUUCUCCGGCUGGGGGCAUGUUCUCAGUCGCAUCAGGGUACACCGUGAUGAUGGCCUUUGGGUUGCCAAUCGUGUCCCACUGACCGAGCAGAUCCGUGUCCCAAUGCGGAAUGAAGAUCAAAUGCGAGUCGAUGGCCAUGGCAAAGGUGUCGAUGGUCAGGUCCACGCCUUCUUCUGUUUGAUAUCGACCGUACGUAGGCCCCUUGGCAUCCUUGUAGCUCACAGUGUCAUUACGCCGGAGCCGUUCUGACCGGUGGCAGUUGGCUUCUCCCACAAGGUCACAGUACGCGUCAAAGCAUCGUUUCUCGCCUGCGUCCAGGUUGAGCUGGUCGAAGAUACUCACGGCAAUCAGCUCGGGGCGAUCUGCCCUCGAGAAGAUCGAGUCCACCGUUUCACUGCACCGUUUCGUGUCGCGAUAGUUUGCUAUGAGCACAAUAGUGUGGCGGUUCACAGAGUCGCGCGUGCGUGAAAUGGUCGGCUUUACGACGGCGGCUGGCGCUUCCACUUCCAGCACGGGCUCCUGGACGGGGCUGCCUUGGUAAGGAACGUACUGCAAGACACGAGGCGGGCACACAUCGAACUGGGUGUUGUUGUCCUUGAUCCAUUUCGCCAAGGGGUCGAUGCCAGAGAACGCCUUGAAUUGGUCCAUCGAUCGCUUCGUGCCAAUGGAAAAUUGAGCCAAGUCAGUCUUGUCAUAAUCGUCCGAUGUGGUGGGGAGCCCCAACGCUGCACGAACUCGACGCUGGGACCUUCUUGAGAUCACGGCCUUGGCAUCCCAGCCUUCGUCCCACAUCACUUUGCGCUGUUCGUACCAAUGGUAGUUCACCAUGUGCGUGGGAAUGUACGUGUCGUAGCCGUGCGUAAACAGUCGCGCCACACGCGAGUACUCUUCACCGUGGAACAAGUAGGGCGUGUAUGGGUCAUUGCGGACUUCCAGCGCCGACUCGACCGUUCCAAAAUUGAAUCCCCCAGCAAAUUGGGACAUGAGCUGCGGCUUCGGAGGGCUUGGGAUCCGGAUGGCGUUGGUGUAUUGCACCAUGGAGUCGUCACGAUCGUUUUCAAUGCGAGCAUGACACAUCAAGAUGACUUCGCUGGGGAUGUGGCCAUCUUUUGGAUACAUGUUGGUCGAGUCGGGGUACACGGUGAUGAUCCCCUUGGGGUUGUUGAUAGAAUCCCAUUGCGCGACGAGGUCCGUGUCCCAGUUUGGAAUGAAAAUCAGGUGCGAGUCAAUCGCCAUGGCAAACGUAUCGAUCGUGGGGUCGAUGCCUUUUUCCGUUUGGUACCGACCAUACGUUGGUCCGUUGGCGUCCUUGAAACUGAUGGCGUCGCUUCGACGGAGGCGUUCGGCGCGGUGGCAGUUGGCGUCGCCCACCAGUUUGCAAUACUCGUCAAAGCAGGGCAACUCGUUGGCGUCCAAAUCAAUUUGGUCAAAGAUGCUCACGGCAAUGAGAUCGGGGCGAGAUGCGUUGUUGUAAAGUGAUUGAAUGCUUUCCCCACAACGUUUC
Molecule: messenger RNA, 3593 nt
Organism: Aphanomyces astaci
Lineage: Eukaryota; Oomycota; Saprolegniomycetes; Saprolegniales; Verrucalvaceae
Exons: 1
Coding region: 47-1351 (434 amino acids)
Cellular component (GO): cytoplasm
Molecular function (GO): GTP binding; ATP hydrolysis activity
Source: RefSeq, a predicted model, not a curated record